Molecule: messenger RNA, 547 nt
Organism: Radiomyces spectabilis
Lineage: Eukaryota; Fungi; Mucoromycota; Mucoromycetes; Mucorales; Radiomycetaceae
Exons: 2
Coding region: 96-383 (95 amino acids)
Source: RefSeq, a predicted model, not a curated record
CAACCAAUGACAACGCAUCUUGCUCAACCCACGUAUCAAAACAUGGACACGGGCCAUCUCCACGCCCAGGACGUGGAAUCGGUACAAAAGAGAGGAUGGUGGCAACGCCUCUUUUCUGUGGUAACAUGUGGUGCAUGCUCGUGCUCAUGAACCUAUGCUUCUGCUUCCUUGCCCUGAGGCGUGACGACGCGUUGAAAUCCAUUCCAUGCUUGAUGAUGAUACCCUACAAGCAAACAAAUGCUUCAGAAAAUCCUAUUUUUUCUUCCUUCUACCCUUUUUUUUUUUUUGUUCCUUUACUGAUUAAUUGGCUAUACAUAUACAAUACUUGGAUUAUUUUAUUGUAUGACGGACCUUACCUAUGGCAGGUGGCAUAUGACAUAUAAACUUUAUGCGACAAACUAAAAACGAUCGGUUAUCCAAGCAUAUUACUGCGAUCUCCUUGACUAUUUUCCAGGAAUUAUUAAAGAAACGACCUUACUGGGGUAUUCAGAUCCUCAUAGUAGGCUCAUGCUAGUCUAUCUUUGACACCUCGAUGCCGAUAUCUUAG